Symbiodinium natans is the source of this 369-nucleotide messenger RNA. Lineage: Eukaryota; Dinophyceae; Suessiales; Symbiodiniaceae. The record is from the annotation of a GenBank genome assembly.
AUGCACCGCGUACUCAUCGUGGGCGCGGGCGCUACCGGGUCUUCAGCUGCGCUGCGGCUGCGCCAGCUGGGCGUGGAGGCCAAGUUGGAGGUCUGGGAGAAGGCUCGGGGACCAGGUGGUCGCAUGAGCACGAACCGGCAGGAUAUCGAUGGAAGCACUGUGCGUGCGGACAUGGGGGCCCAGUAUCUGUCCCUUGACCCUGCGGAUGCUGCGAGCACUCAAGUGUCCGAGCUGCUCUUGGCCAAGGGCAUCUGCGCCAAGGUGUCCCCAGCUCAGCUUUCUGCAACGCCCGAGCGGCAGCGCGACUGGGAGCAUUUGGCUGGGACCGCAGGCGGUGUCAAUGACGCGCUGAAGGCACUGAUUGAGGAG